CGUCUUCCUUUAAACAACUCCAAAAAAAAAAAAAAAAAAAAACAACAACAAACACAACACAACACACACACACGCUCCAGGCUUCGGGAAGCCGUAUUGUUUUAGUUGAGUGCGCGGGAGCGAGCGCGCGCGCACGCGUGUGUGUGUGCGUGUGUGCAUGUGUGUGCGCGUGCUUCCUGGCGUCUCCUCCCCGGUGCGACACAUGCAAUUAAAAGAGUACAUUUUCUAUGAUCGAGAAGAAGAAGAAGAAGAAGAGGAGGAAGAAGAAGAAGAAGAAGCAGGGGAGGAUAUUUUCUGUUUCCUAUAUGAUACACUCGGCAGCCUCAUCCUGGAGGACUGGUCCAGCUGUGCUGCUGUUAUCCUCACUACUAAUAAUAUUCCUCUUAUUGUGGUUAUGCAACGGCAAGGAUCUCGUCGCUACUUGGCUGCCUGAGCCGCCGGAUUUCGCCCGGAUCAAUCAAUGUGGUUUCUUUGGAACAUUUUCAGCAAAGGAACGCAUAUGCUGCAGUGUCUUUGUGGCAAGAGUCUCAAGAAAAACAAGAAUCCAAGUGAUCCCCAGCUCAAGGGUAUAGUGACCAGGUUAUAUUGCAGACAGGGAUACUACUUGCAAAUGAAUCCCGAUGGCUCUCUUGAUGGCACCAAGGAUGACAGCAGUAAUUCAUCUUUGUUCAACCUUAUUCCCGUGGGCCUCCGCGUCGUCGCCAUUCAGUCUGUGAAGACGGGCUUGUACAUCGCCAUGAAUGGGGAGGGUCAUCUCUACACAUCCGAGCUCUUUACGGCCGAAUGCAAAUUCAAGGAGUCGGUGUUUGAGAACUACUACGUCAUCUACUCGUCCAUGUUGUACCGACAGCAGGAGUCGGGCCGGGCCUGGUUCCUGGGUCUCAACAAAGAGGGUCAAGCCAUGAAGGGGAACCGAGUGAAGAAAACCAAACCAGCCGCUCACUUCCUGCCCAAGCCAUUAGAAGUCGCCAUGUACCGAGAGCCAUCGCUGCACGACGUGGGGGAGACGGUGCCCAAGGCGGCGGCGGUCCCGCCCAGUAAAAGCACAAGUGAGCCGGUGGUAAUGAACGGAGGUAAACCAGUCAGCAAGCCCGACAAACCCGCCACAUAGCCACACCCCUCCUACCUCGACUGUGUGCGCCGUGGCGCGCGGGAUGGGGCGAGGCUAAGGUGAUGACGGAGGCGGGGCAUUUUUCUCCCCCUCCCACCGCCCCCUUCCCUCCUCUCACUCGUCUCAAUGGCGGAUCCAUCUCUUCUCUCGCUCCUCUCCUCUUCUGCCUCGUCCUCCCUGCUUUUUUUCCCCAGCUGUCUGGGUGGAGGGAUUCUGAGCUGGGGGGAUGGAAGGAGGGUUCUCCAGCGUAGGAUAAUGGACCUCUCUGAUCCUGGAAUGCCUUUAAAAAAAAAAAAAAAAAAAAAAGACCCUCUUGAACUGGUGUGAAUGUGUGUUUUACAGCCACUUUGCUUGCUGGGGGUGCUUUGGAAAAAAAAAAAGAACUUAAAAAAAACAACGACCCGUGUUUCCUUUUCUUUGACGUACACCUGCAGAUCUAUUUUCUAUACCACGCUUCACCGGCUGUGUCCUGGGAGAGCGGCUGUAUAGAUAGAGUAAAUACUCGGACCACGGUCCUCUAUUUUUUAUUAUGCCUAUGCUCCCCUCCUUUUUCUCCUCCUCUUUCUCUUUUCUAGAUUCCUUUUCGUCAGUUAAACACACAAACACACACACACAGCUCGGAGGCUGCAAUCUUCACAUUGAUGAAGUGCUAAUUACCGCCACUGCAACAAUCAUUGCAAGGGGACGUGGGCGGGUGUACAAAAUGGUGGAUACAUAUCACAUAAAGCAAGCAAGCGAAGCAUAGAAGCCUGAAAUCUAUUUUUCUUGACGCUUAUAUCCUAGAGUGUGGGUUCUAGGAAUAUCUCUAGGCCUUGUGGGCCUCUGCUGCCGCCGACUUCUAAGAGACUUCAGUCCGUGCGACUGCGACGACCGGCUGAAACAUUCACACCUGCAAACGAAAAAGCAUGGGUUCCUCUUGUGUUCUCCGUCUCUUGCAGUGACAACUCCCUGUAUAUUGUAACAUUUUUACUGUAUAAUGAAAAAAAAAAGAUAUGAUAGGGAGCGGGGAAUGACUCUUCGUAAAAACGUUUUAAAGGAUUAUUUAUCUAACCAAGAGGAUGCGUCUCCUAGCUCAGCAUGCAGAGUCCAGUACCAAUCAUUCUGGCCUAUCACGUGCCUGUUUUCAACCUCGAUAGUUUUGUUUUUGUUCCCGGCAUGCAAAAACCGGUUACCAGUCCCCUACUGGGCCACGAAGGUGCCUCGCCCUCCCCUUAAACCCGCCCAUUCAUUUAGAGGACACGUAGCAUUCGUUAGCAUAGCGAGAAACACCCGGCUCACUCAGAAAUGACCAAAGGCUUUUUUUUUCUUUAUCGCCCUUCAACUUGUCGUCUCCUGCAGGUUGUUAUUCUACGGAAAAAAAAGUAGUAACAUCCCACCCAAAGUUGUGAGAAUAAAGUCCUUAACCAAACGGGAGAACGGAAAGUUUUUUUUCCAAGAAAAAAGUCAAAAACGAAAAAAGUUGUAAUACUGUGAGAAAAAGUCGGAAUCUGGCGAAAAUGUCGUAGCGUGUGGAGUUGUAAUUAUACAAACAAGUAAUACGAUUUCUUAAAAAGUAAGUUUAAAGUCCAUUAGCCUUGGAAAGUUUUUUUAUUUUUUUAUUUUUCAAAUGUUGCACUCUUUGGAAAGAAACAAUUAUCUGACAAGAAAAAGUCGGAAUCUUGUGAAAAUGUCAUAGCAUGAGUAGUUGUAAUUAUACAAAAAUGCACAAUAUUUCCUAAAGGACUAUAAACUUACUUUUUAUCACUGGGAAGUUUGUUUUGGUUGUUUUUAAAUGUCGCAUUUUUUAGGAAAGAAACAAUUAUGUGACAAGAAAAAGUCGUAAUCUUGAAAAAUGUCGUAGCGUUAGUAGUUGUGAUUAUACAAAAAGGUAAUAAUAUUUUUUUAAAAGUAAGUUUUGAGUACUUUAUGAUUGGAAAAUUUUUUGUUUUAUUUUAAAUGUCGCACUUUUAGGAAAGAACCAAUUAUGUGACAAGAAAAAGUCGGAAUCUUGCGGAAAUGUCGUAGUGUGAGUAGAUGUAAUUAUACAAAAAAAUUAUAAUAUUACUUAAAAAGUAAGUUUGGACUCCUUCAUCAUUGGAAAGUUGUUGGGUUUGUUUUGAAAAUGUCGCACUCUUAUGAAAGAAAUAAUUAUGUCACAAGAAAAAGUCGUAAUCUUGCAGAAAUGGUGUAGCGUGAGUAGUUGUAAUUAUACAAAAAAAGUUAUACUUGUUAAAAAGUACGUUUAUAGUCCUUUAUCAUUGGAAAGUUUAUUUUUUUAAUGUUGCACUUUUAGAAAAGGACCAACUAUGUGACAAGAAAAAGUCGGAAUCUUGCGGAAAUGUCAUGGUGUGAGUAGUUGUAAUGAUACAAAAAAGUAAUAAUAUUUCUUUAAAAGUAAGAGUAUAGUCCUUUAUCAUUGAAAAGUUUUUUUCAAAAAAAUGUUUUAACGUCGAACUCUUAGGAAAGCAAAAGUUAUGUGACAAGAAAAAGUCAGAAUCUUGCGGAAAUGUCGUAGCGCGAGUAGUUGUAAUUAUACAAAAAAUUAAUAAUAUUUCUUAAAAAGUAAGUUAAUGGUCCUUUAUCAUUGGAAAGUUUUUUGUUUUAUUUUAAAUGUCCCACUUUUAGGAAAGAAACAAUUAUGUGACAAGAAAAAGUCGUAAUCUUGCGAAAAUGUCGUAGCGUUAAUAGUUGUAUUUAUACAAAAAUUGUAUAAUAUUUCUUAAAAAUUAAGUUUGAAGUCCUUUAUCAUUGGAAAGUUUUUUUUUUUGUUUUUUUAAUGUCCCACUCUUAAGAAAAAAACAAUUAUGGGACAAGAAAAGGUCGGAAUCUUGCAAAAAUGUCAUGAUGUGAGUAGUUGUAAUUGUACAAAAAGUAAUAAUGUUUCUUAAAAAGUGAGUUUAUGGUCCUUUGUCAUUGAAAAUGUUUUUUUUUUUUUUUUUUUUAAAUGUCCCACUCUUAGGAAAGAAACAAUUAUGUGACAAGAAAAAGUUGGAAUCUUGCGGAAAUCUCGUAGCGUGAGUAUCUGUAAUUAUGCAAUAGAUUAAUAAUAUUUCUUAAAAAGUAAGUUUAUAGUCCUUUAUCAUUGGAAAGUUAAUUUUUUUAAUGUUGCACUUUUAGGAAAGAACCAAUUAUGUGACAAGAAAAGACGGAAUCUUACGGAAAUGUCAUAGCGUGAGUAGUUGUAAUAAUACAAAAAAGUAAUAACAUUUUUUAAAAAGUAAGAGAAUGGUCCUUUAUAAUUCUAAAGUUUUUUUGUUUUGUUUUGUUUUUAUGUUGCACUUUUGGAAAGAAACAAAACAAUCAUGUGACAAGAAAAAGUCGGAAUCUUGUGAAAAUGUCAUUGCAUGAGUAGUAGUAAUUAUACAAAAAAAUCAUAAUAUUUCUUAAAAAUAAAGUUUAUAGUCCUUUAUCAUUAGAAAGUUCAUUUUUUUAAUGUUUCACUUUUAGGAACCAAUUAUGUGAGAAGAAAAAGUCGGAAUCUUGCGGAAAUGUCGUAGCGUGAGUAGUUGUAAUCAUACAAAAAAGUAAUAUUAUUUCUUAAAAAGUAAGUUAAUAGUGCUUUAUCAUUGGAAAGUUUUUUUUUUUAAAUGUUGCACUUUUAGGAGAGAAACAAUUAUGUGACAAAAAAAUCGUAAUCUUGCAAAAAUGUCAUAGCGUGAGUAGUUGUAAUUAUACAAAAAAAUGUACAAUACUACUUCGUAAGUAAGUUGGGAGUCCUUUAUCAUUGGAUAGUUUUUUGGGGGUUUUUUGGGGGAAAAUGUCGCACUCUUGGGAAAGAAAAAAUUAUGUUACAAAAAAGUCGGACUCUUGCGAAAAUGUCUGUAUUACUGCGUGCCUUAGUCUACAAAAUGUAAUUACACAAAAAAAGUAAUCAUAUUUCUAAAAAAAGUGUGUUUAUAAUCCUUUAUCAUAGAAAGGUAUUUUUGUAACAAGAAAAAGUUGGACUGUUGCAAAAAUGUCAAAGUCUUAAGACUAAGGAUGGGUACCGAAUCCAGUACUUUUUUUGGCAGCGACAAAAUCCUGGCCGAUCAUACAGGGCACGAUUCACGUAAAAUCUUUGUUACGGCACCUGGGUUGGGCGUGAUAGCGGACUCAGCCAAACUACCUCUCGGUAAUGUUGCAAUUCUUAAUGCCAACAAAUAAAUUUACUUAAAGAACAUUCCAACGUAAGUAAAGUAAGCCUCCACUUUUUCAAAAUUGUGCUAGCUUAAUGCCAUACGUAUUGGCUUUCCUAUUACAUGACGAUUUCAACACCUCCAAAUUUGUUAGUAAAAACUACAACUAAGAUGUACAUUACAGUCAAACAGCUGGUGCAUAAUAAGUACCAUGCUUACAGUAUUAACACUUUUUAGGGCGUAACAAAGAACAAAACAAAAACACCAUUAACUAUACAUUAUUGCCAUCUAACGUCUUGGACUUACAUUUAAAUGUCAAACUUGCAAAUGAUAAUAUGAUGAUAAUAAAACAAUAUAUAACAACUGGACAGCAUUUAUCGUAAUUAGCACGUUUUUUUAAAAGUUGCGGUAAAAAAAAGGUUUUAUUUUGAAAAACAAUUAAUAUUUACACAGACAAAAGUACCAAAAAAUCGGUACUGUAUAGUACCGGUAUUGGUUCCCAAGUACUGGAAAUUUUACCCAUCCCUAUUUAACACAUACAAAGUAAUGUACUGAGAGUAUAGAGUCUUUAAUUGUAUGUAAGACCGAAAAGUAUUUUUCUGAGGAAAAAUGUCCAACUUCUAAAGGAAAACAUUUUGUUUAAAAAAAGCUUAGAAUCUUGCGAAAAUGUUUUAGCUUACAAGAUUGCAAGGUGUUUAACAACAUUAAAAAGUACUAAUAUUUAAAAAAGACAACAUUUUCAGAAUAAAGUCUGUGAUCCUGUAAAAUAAUGAAAAAUAUUUUUACAGGAAAAAAUGUUGCGCUCUUUAAAGGAAACAAAUCCUGCAAAAAAAUGCCCAAGUGUUCCUUUUUGCGCUCAGUUUCCAAUUUUGUUCACUGUCACUCUGAAAUGACUAAAAGUUUUUGAACCUAACAAGCCAAUAAAGGCCUACUGAAAUGAGAUGUUCUUAUUUAAACGGGAAUAGCAGGUCCAUUCUAUGUGUCAUACUUGAUCAUUUUGCGAUAUUGCCAUAUUUUUGCUGAAAGGAUUUAGUCGAGAACAUCAACGAUAAAGUUCGCAACUUUUGGUCGCUAAUAAAAAAGCCUUGCCUGUACCGGAAGUAGCAGACGAUGUGCGCGUGACGUCACUGGUUGUAGGGCUCCUCACAUCCUCACAUUGUUUACAAUCAUGGCCACCAGCAGCGAGAGCGAUUCGGACCGAGAAAGCGACGAUUUCCCCAUUAAUUUGAGCGAGGUUGGAAGAUUCGUGGAUGAGGAUAGUGAGAGUGAAGGACUAGAAAAAAAAAGGCAAGGGCAGUGGGAGCAAUUCAGAUGUUAUUAGACACAUUUACUAAGAUAAUUCUGGAAAAUCCCUUAUCUGCUUAUUGUGUUACUAGUGAUUUAGUGAGAUUAUAUGGUACCUGAAAGUCGGAAGGGUGUGGCCACGGGUGUGGUGACCGCCAGUGUCUCCGGCGGGAGGAGGUAAUAGUUUGCAGCUGCAGGAGGACGCAAGCUCCGCUCAUGUCUACGGUAAGAGCCGACUUAUUAGCACAAUUUUCUCACCGAAGCCUGCCGGUUGACAUGUGGUCGGGAACCAUGUUCGCUUGACCGCUCUGUUCCAUAGUAACGUUUCACCUUCGGGAAUGUAAACAAGGAAACACCGGCUGUGUUUGUGUGGCUAAACGCAGCUGCAAUAUACCGCUUCCCACCUACACCUUUCUUCUUUGACUUCUCCAUUAUUAAUUGAACACAUUGCAAAAGAUUCAGCGACACAGAUGUCCAGAAUACUGUGUAAUUAUGCGAUUAAAGCCGACUACUUAUAGCUUGGAUCGGGCUGGAAGAAAAUGUCCGCUACAACCGGUGAUGUCAAACGCACGUGUCAUCAUAAGCGUCAUCAUUCCGCGACGUUUUCAACAGGAUACUUCGCGGGAAAUUUAAAAUUGCAAUUUAGGAAACUAAACCGGCCGUAUUGACAUGUGUUGCAAUGUUAAUAUUUCAUCAUUGAUAUAUAAACUAUCAGACUGCGUGGUCGGUAGUAGUGGGUUUCAGUAGGCCUUUAACAAAAAAAAAGUAGUGAUAUUCACAAAAGUGUGAGAAUAAAGUCCUUAUUCUUACGCCAAAUUUCUUCCCCCCCUACAAAAACCUUCCCCCCGGAAGACAUUUGCCGUGACAGCCCCUCUAAUGCCGGGAGGACCCCAAUGAGGGUGAAAGGACCUUUAAGCAGCCCACACAGCUGCCUGUUUUAAAAGCAUUAUAAUUAGCUGAUUGGUGAAAAAUAACGGUGAGGAAAAAAUAUUAGCAUUCCAGCAUGCUAACCUUUCAAGCUAUUUUUGCUUCACUAAUUUUGCAGCUGUAACCCUUAAGAGUCAUAUAACUUGCUUAAAGCAGCCCACACAGCUGCCUGUUUUAAAAGCAUUAUAAUUGGCUGAUUGUCAUUGGUGAAAAAAUAACGGUCAGGAAAAAAUAUUAGCAUUCCAGCAUGCUAACCUUUCAAGCUAUUUUUCUUCGCUAAUUUUGCUGCUGUAACCCUUAAAAGUCAUAUAACUUGCUUAAAGCAGCCCACACAACUGCCUGUUUUAAAAGCAUAAUAAUUAGCUGAUUGGUGAAAAAUAACGGUGAGGAAAAAAUAUUAGCAUUCCAGCAUACUAACCUUUCAAGCUAUUUUUGCUUCGCUAAUUUUGCAGCUGUAACCCUUAAGAGUCAUAUAACUUGGUAUUAUCACGCCCUCACUGGGGUCCUUCAGGCAUUAGAGGGGCUGUCACGCAAAAUAUCUUCCGGGGGGAAGGUUUUUGUUUGGGGGGAAACAAUUUGGCGUGACAGCCGCUCUACCAACCGAGCUAUACUGCCCCCUUAUUCAUAGAUGUCUUUAUGUCUUAGGGCCUGAUUUACUAAAAAUGUUUGUGUGUACUAAAACAUGUGCAAACCUGAUGGAUAGAUAGUACUUUAUUGAUCUAUUUAUCAGGUUUGCAGGUGUUUUUAGUGAUAGCAUUUACAAAGCCAAUCUCCUAAGCGUGUGCAAAGUGGAUUGCGUCCUUUCAGUGAGCAGAAAAAGUCGUGCUAUCCAUUUUCUGUCUCUGGUCUUCAUCAAAAUGCUAAAUACAUGCUGAUCAUUAAAAAAAGUAGUACUAUUCACAGAAGUGCACAUGCUGUGUUAGUAAAUCAGGCCCUUACAAGAACUAUUGUUUCUUUGAAAAGUCGCCUCGUCAGGGGGGAAAAAUAUCAAUCCUUUUCAGGUAAUAAAAAUGACUCUCAUAACAUUGGCUUUAACUUAGUAGAACGUUGUCAAAUGUAAGUUUGGGACUUUUUCUCGCCAUAUUACGACUUUAUUCUCCCAAAUAUGGUGACUUUCUCCUCACAGUAUUACUCUCUCCUUCACCCUGCUCACUCUCAAAUGACCAAAAGCAUAUUUUCUUUCGACCUUUCCAGAUUUAGCUUUCACUGUGAUGGCUUCUUUUUGCCGUUGUUUUAUCCCAGACAGAUCUCCCCACUUUACUCGCAGAGGUCUCUACUUGAUGUCAUUUUACUACAAAGGUGUGUCUGCCUUCCAUGAGUCACCUGCAUGUCGUCAUGGCGGCCGAUAUACAACAAAGAAAAUAGCGUUAGGAGUACUCGGACAUAGGCAUGUCGCAGGCUACGGCGCUCCUCGAAAGCUAUACUCUGCACUUUCAACUUCUGCCCUCGUCACGACUGUUAGCGGAUGAUGACCGAUCCUUUGUCUUGCGCUGAUUGUUUUACCCCUCAGCCCGACGAGUCUUGCCGUUUUACGUAGGGAAAUGUCUACUUUAUCGGACAGAGACGCGACCGUACGGACGAUAUUAGUUACGAUUUGUCGACGCGGCGUUCGUUCUGUUGUAACCAAACAACCGCCAAUUGGUCAACUUCUUCUUGGUUGUUAAACAAAAAUCUGUUUGGAUCCACGUGGCCACUUUCCUUUAUCCGCAUUUCUUCGUACGAUUUGUUAUUUUUCCACGUGAUGUACUGUAAUUUUGUUGGAGUGAAGAACUGCAUGUCGAUCACCAAACUGUUGGUAUGUACUGAUCUUCUGUUCUUUUUCCUUCAAAAUACAUAUUUGCAAUAUGGGUUUGUCCACACGAUCCAGCUGUUUUGCGUUGUAUACAAAUGUACACAAGAAGUUGAUUAUGUACUGUAUAUGAAGUGUAAUGUAGUAUAUUACUGCACACGGCAUUUUAAGGAGGUAAAGUGCUUCAACAUUUGGUGGUUUAGGAGUUAGGGCCACACUGACCAAAAAACAACAUUGUAUUGUGACAAGAAACAGUUAUUUAUCCUAGAAAAAAAUUGGUGUAAUUAGGGCUGGGGGAUAUGGAUGAAAAAGUAUAAUAUAUAAAAAAUAUAUAUUUUUACUUGAACUCAAUAUUCGAUAUAUAUCUAGAUAUAUUUUCCUCUGAAAGUAUACAUAUAAAGAUAUUCAUUUUUGAGCGAGAUUCAGUGAAUUUGAAGUGAAUGACAACUGUACUGUAAAGACUUUUAUUAAUCCAGUUAGGAAAUAUGUAUAAUAUGUUAAAUUAUACAGUAUGAAACAAAUAAAAAAAAUUAAAAAAGUCAUGUUUUUUUUUAGAGUGGGAAAAAAAAAAUCUAAAUUAUACUGGAGAAAAUUGUUUUUUUGUGACAAAAGCCUUACAAAAAAAAUGUUAUAUGAUCAAAAACCAAAGUCGAAGUGUUCCAAAAAUGAAGACGUAAUCCAAACUAUGUUGUAAUCUUAUCAAAAAGUUGACUAUUUUGAGGGAAAAAGGUAAAAAUGGCAAUGUUGAAAUCUUUGCAAGAAAGGUUUGGACAAAUGCAGAUUUUGCCACGUAAGGACUAAAAUGUGCUUUUGGUACGCUGUAAAAAUUAAUCCAAAUAUAACUAGAUUAACAGGAAAUUAACCGUGAAUAUAUAUAUAUAUUCCAGAAACCUGAGGGUUGCAGGUUCGCUUCCCACCUAUUAACAUCCAAAAUCGCUGCCGUUGUGUCCUUGGGCAGGACACUUCACCCUUGCCCCCGGUGCCGCUCACACCGGUGAAUGAAUGAUGAGUGAAUGAUUGGUGGUGGUCGGAGGGUCCGUAGGCGCAAACUGGCAACCACGCUUCCGUCAGUCUACCCCAGGGCAGCUGUGGCUACAAAUGUAGCUUACCACCACCAGGUGUGAAUGAAUGAUGGGUUCCCACUGCUCUGUGAGCGCUUUGAGUAUCUAACAAUAGGAAAGCGCAAUAUAAAUCUAAUCCAUUAUAUAUAUAUAUAUAUAUAUAUAUAUA
Messenger RNA from Nerophis ophidion (straightnose pipefish), 10435 nucleotides. RefSeq names its product fibroblast growth factor 14 (gene fgf14). Gene Ontology annotation, cellular component: cytoplasm. The record is from RefSeq and is a predicted model, not a curated record. NCBI's taxonomy places the organism in Eukaryota, Metazoa, Chordata, Actinopteri, Syngnathiformes, Syngnathidae. Gene Ontology annotation, biological process: positive regulation of gene expression; fibroblast growth factor receptor signaling pathway; regulation of cell migration. The transcript has 5 exons. Gene Ontology annotation, molecular function: fibroblast growth factor receptor binding; growth factor activity. Bases 461 to 1111 code for a protein of 216 amino acids.